Messenger RNA from Musa acuminata AAA Group (dessert banana), 4643 nucleotides. RefSeq lists its product as uncharacterized. The record is from RefSeq and is a predicted model, not a curated record. Gene Ontology annotation, molecular function: DNA polymerase binding. Gene Ontology annotation, biological process: DNA repair. Lineage: Eukaryota; Viridiplantae; Streptophyta; Magnoliopsida; Zingiberales; Musaceae. The coding region runs from base 51 to 4319 and encodes 1422 amino acids. The transcript has 12 exons.
UAGAGAAAUCAGAGGAACGGCGAAAGGUAUAUCGAGACGAGGCUGCGACGAUGACGGAGCUCAACGAUUGCCAAACAGUCACCGCCGAAUCCAUCGUCCUCCUCGCGCAGGACCCCUCCGCCACCCUUCGUCCGGCCGUCGAUCCCGCCGCUCUCGUGGCCCUUCUCGACUGCCCCUCCUCCACCGUCCCCGCCGCUGCCUACCUCAACGCCCUCCUCUCCCUCCUCUCCCGCUCCCCUCCCUCCCCCUCCCUCCUCUCCUCCCUCCUGCUUUCCUUCCUCCGCCUUUUCCUCUCCCGUCGCCUCCCCCGCGGCGAUGCCGCCCCCGUAUUCCGCCUCUUCGCCCCCCACCUCCCCUUCCUCGAACGCACCCACCUCCCCUCGCUCCUCGACCUCGUCGUUUCCGAUCUCUCCGCGGUCGCCGAACCCGACGACGCCCUGCCCCUGGACCUCCUCCCUCGCCUCCUCGACCUCGCUGAAGGCGAUGAACUCGUUGAUAAGAUGCUGGACAGGCUCCUGGCUGGUGAGUGGUCGAAAUCUUUGUUGCUGAAGAUAGUCGCUCUCCUCCGCGAGCUCCCGCGCAUCGGCAAAGCUAGGGUUUCCGAUUUUCUCGAGAAGAUCUUUUCGGGGAUGAAGGUGGUCGACCUCCAGGAUUUGCCGUCUCUUAUAUACCAACUUCUUCUGUUGGCUUCGAAGGGAAUCAAUAGAAGGGAGGUGAUCAGUGGAAUUCUAGGGUUCUUUGGAGGGUUCUCGAAGGGGCAGCCUUCGAUCCUGAGGCAGGUGGAAGGCACGGUUUUGAUGCACGUCAACUUCGCCGUGAAGCAGGACCCCUCAUUGGGACGGGAGGUGUUCACCAUCAUCCGAUCUGAUCUCCGGCUUAUCAACCACUUUGUGGUUGCGGUGCUGUUCUCUAUGGCCAGGGUGCGAAGAUUCAACGAUAGCUGCAUUGGUGUUCUCAAGAUGGUGGUUGUCACUUCUCACCGGGACUAUAAGACCUCACGGGAUUGCAAGUGGUUGCCAGAUAAUCUGAAAGAAGAAUGCCUGGAAACUGCUAAACGUGUAGAAAAAUCAUUUUUGAAAGCUGUCAAUGAGAGCAACAGUGGAAGGGAACAUAUUGUGCCUAGCAUUGUUCAAUUUGGAUUUGUUUUGCUAGAAUCAGUGGAUUGUGACGAUGGCAAACAAAGGGGUGAUUCUGCAGGUUUGAUGAGCAUUGAAGAGCUCAGUAUAAUGAUCUUGAUGACACUGUUUGAGGUCCAUGACAUAUCAAGAAAUGAGAUAAUUGAGCAGUGCAAAUUUCGACUUCUUUCUUUGAAGCCUCAGAAAGGCAUGCCGAUCAUUAAGUUGCUUGGUAAUUUGGUCCAGAGCUACCCUUAUCCCAUGCUAGAAUAUAUUGCACAUCUGAAGGAACUGCUGGACUACUUCACAUUUUUGCAAGAAAGAAUGGCAAUAGCUAUUAUUGAUGCCUUACUGCCACUUAUCAGAUUCAGUCACGAUCUCCAGGAUUAUAUUAUUUUGGUUGUUCGAAAGGCCAUGUUCAAACGAGAAGAGACUGCCCGAGUAGCAGCUACUGAUGCUGUAAUUAAUAUAAUUUCAAUGGAAAAUAGCUCUAAGAAAAAUGGCCUGAAGAGCUUUGAGGAAUCAUCUAGCCAAGCAAGCUGUAGCCAGCAAGGUGACAUACCCAGCAGGGUGGAGGGUUGUCUUUUUCAGGAGCUUAGUGGAUUGCUUAGGAGAUGUCUCUCCCAACAGGUUUUUUCCAUAGAGAAAUUUAUAUGGGCCAUCUUUUUUUUCCUACAUACAAUCUUAUACAUUAGUUAUAAUACGUUAGCUUGUUUUAGACAGGCUAGAGUUAAAGAGAUAUUGUAUGAGGGUCUCGUAAAACUUGUCAUGCUGGAACCGACCAUUACGAGCUCUAUCUUUGAUGUCCUCUGGCCUCAUUUCCUGCGAGUUUACCUAGAGGACAAAGAUUUUCCCCUUCAACUUGAUGCUUGUUUUAAGUUGGAGAGUGGAAAAGUUUGUGUAGUAGAACCUUUGGACCACCUAUUGUCAUGUGUCUCUUGGUUACUUCUUCUUCAAUCACAUGGUAAGUCUGAACAUCAAUCAGAAGAUUCGUGGCCAUGCUUUGGCUUCUCACUUUCACAAGAGAAUGAGGCUGGAAAGGCAACAUCCACAGAGUCAUUCUCAAAUGCAUUGUUUAAGAUCAGGAGAAACUUAAAGAACUGCAAGUUGCAAGGUCCUCAAGGCCAGAGAGAAGACUCUAGUUGUCAUUCUUUGCAGAAAGAGAAAAAUAGUUGUCAUUGGCAAAUACUGCUUCGAAUUGUUGAGGUAUUUGUCAAUAUUAUUGUUAUGGAGAUUGAGAAAGCAGAAGGGGAAAAUAAGCUGCUGCUCGAGAAAGAACUUAUAGAAUUUGCUGAAUUACAUAAUAAUCUUGAAAAGGACUCAAGCAUGAACAAACAAAGGACUGACAGUCGGAAAGGGACUUCAAAAGAACUCUCGAAUAAGAUCAAUGGCGAGCUACAAGAGUAUGCACAAGUAAACCAAUCAAGAACCUUCUUAGCUACCUCAACCAUCCACUAUCUACUGCUUACAGCCAUUGAAUCAUACAACUUUAAUUUUCCCAAUAGAUCCAUCGCUUCUCAGAAUAACAGGGAAUCAUCAUCGUCCAUAAUAGAUCUUUGUUUGAAGAUGAUGCUGUUUGUCUUAAAAGUGUGUCUUCGCCAUCUUAAAUUUGUUGGUUCAAUAAGAAGUGGAACAAGUGGUGAUCCUUUCAGAAGACUGUUGUGUGGAGAUAUCAGACUUCUAGGGAAACCAGUAAUGCAGCUCGUAUGGCUGCUCAAGUCAGUACUGGAAAAAGACAAGGAUCGAAGAAAGAAAGAUGCCAAUGGGAAGAUGAACAGAGAAAACAUUGACCCAUUAUUUUUGUCCUUAUUAUGCUUGAAUGAGUUGUUCAAGAUGAAUUUUUCUGGGGCUGAGCUGUCUGAACUUGUUAAUGACUUGCUUUCUCUGGCUGCACCAGAGUUGGAUCUAGAAACUGGAAGGAAUGCUGAUCCGGGCAUUAACGAAGAGAAAAGCUUUCUGAACAACUAUCAACAUUUGAGAUUUUUACAUUUGUUUUUAGAAAAAAGAAUAGAACCAUUAUAUUCCUCACUGAUAGAUCUUUCACUAUUCCGUGAAUCUGAGGUGCUAGCUGAAUUAUUAUUGAUUGUUGGGAACAAAUUGCCACCUGCACAAAGGAAUUCUCAUGGAAACUGGGCUGUGAGUGUAUGUCAGAGCAAAAAAGUAGAAAAUUCUAGUGCAGCACAGAAUGUACUGUUACUUGUGAUUCAUCUUCUACCAGCUCCAACUGACCUAAUUGUUGCAUGUGACAUGGCCUCCGAGCUGCUGAAAGUUAUGGGUUCUGAAGAUAAAGAUCCAGAACAUAGAUCUGUGAAGUAUCCUGUUAUUAAUCAGUCAACAAGAAAUGCAAUUGCUACUAUAAUUCUACGAGUGGCUGAAUCUUGUAUUGUUGACUUGGAGUGGGCUGUAUCAAAAGUGAAGGCAAUUUCUGCAUGCAAUCAUGUACAACCCGAUCUGAGAAAGAACCUUCAAUUUGCUGAAAAUUUACAUGGACCCUAUUUGCAAGAAGUGCUCUAUUCCAGAUCAGAAUCACUGGUGUAUCUGUUAUCUUCAUUUGUAGAGAUGAAACUUACGGACUCUCAAGCAGAACAGUUACUGAAGAUAACUACAAGGGUUUACAAGCUUUUGGCUCCUAUGACAAAGCUUCAGAUUGCUUCAAAAGGUUCCAAACAAUUUUUACCUAGUUUAAAGUUUCAGAAGCUAGCAGAAGUAACAUGUAUAAAGCUCACCAGUCCCCUGUACAGCUUCGUGGCUCUUGUUCAAAGGAACCAGAAUGCUCAGCAUAAGGGAAUCAUCAGCAAGAUCAAAAGGGAGAAUAGAUGCAUUCCGGAUCUGAUAUUCCAAAUUGAAAACUAUGAGAAAUAUCUCAUUCAGCUCAGCAAGUCAAGUAAUGUUAAUUUGUUGAGAUAUGCCAAGCGCAGUAUUGCAAGGGAUUUUAAAAUUUUGGAGACAAAAAAGGUUGUGGUGGGGGAAGAGACAACAGAACACGAGCAUACUCUGUCCGGUUCUACUUCUGAGAAUGGAUCUAGUGGGGAAUCUGAGGGCCCAGAUGAGGAGAAUAUAUCUGAGAAGACUGCUUCUGCUGAGCCUAACGGAAAUAUCACUGAUGUGGACUCUGAAAACGAUAUGAAUAAUCAAGAGAUGUUGAUAAGAAAGAAGAGAACCAAACGGAGUAAGGUUGUCGAAGAUUCAGAUGAGGAAGCAUGAGGAUUACGUACAUAGGCCUACUAUGCUUUUCCAAGUCAUAUAUUCUCAAACUUUCAGUCCUCUCGAAGAUCCUGAGUUGAGAAUCUAACUUGAUAAAUGGACAACUAAAAGAGCAAGAUUGGAACUUUCAACUAUGGAUAAGUAUUAUGAAUUUUUCUGUCAGAAAACAAGUUGUCUCUCUCUAAUAUUUUGAACUUUUUCCAAUGAUCGUCUAUGACAUGUAAUCACUCUGCAAUAUGGUUGUAUCACAUUCCACUCUGCUUCUGUGUUGUUUCGUGUUGGUACUUCACCAUUUACUCUUGGAUUCAUGGAUUCUAGUCCUCG